AAAAAACAAAAAACAAUGAAAAGGUAUUAAAUUGGCUCUCUCUCUCUCUCUCUCUGCUCUCACAUUCAUUCAUUCUCUCAAUGCAACCUCGUGGGUCGACGAUAUCUUUUCGCCAGAUUCUCUAGAAAUCGCUCUCGCCCCGAUAAAGAAGGCUCUGCGAAAAUCCCAACCCUUCCUCUAUUCAAUCCGGAACUGCUCUACGAAAGCGACGAUCCUCGAUUCACACGAGACUCUUCGUCGUUCUGAGAUUGUUUCAUGAUGGGUCAAGACACCAAUGGGAUCGAGUUUCAUCAGAAGAGGCACGGUCUUUUGAAGGAUCAAGUCCAAUUGGUUAAGAGAAGAGACUCGGUUCGGUACGAGAUAGUUCCUAUUCAGGAUCGGUUGUCGUUUGAGAAGGGCUUCUUUGCUGUUAUCCGUGCGUGCCAGUUGCUUUCUCAGAAGAACGAUGGGAUCAUAUUGGUUGGGGUCGCUGGUCCUUCUGGUGCGGGGAAGACGGUGUUUACCGAGAAGAUACUCAACUUUCUGCCGAGUGUAGCUGUCAUAUCGAUGGAUAACUAUAAUGACGCUAGUCGGAUUGUUGAUGGCAACUUUGACGAUCCACGGUUAACAGACUAUGACACAUUGCUCAAGAAUCUUGAAGAUUUGAAGGAAGGGAAACAAGUUGAGGUUCCUAUAUAUGAUUUUAAGUCCAGCUCUCGUGUUGGAUAUAGGACACUUGAUGUCCCAGCUUCUAGGAUUGUGAUCAUUGAAGGAAUCUAUGCUUUGAGUGAAAAACUGCGACCUUUGUUGGAUCUUCGUGUGUCUGUUACUGGUGGAGUUCACUUUGAUCUUGUUAAAAGGGUUCUGCGUGAUAUACAACGUGCAGGUCAACAGCCAGAGGAGAUUAUUCAUCAGAUAUCUGAAACAGUGUAUCCGAUGUACAAAGCUUUCAUAGAGCCAGAUCUCCAGACUGCUCAAAUUAAAAUCAUUAAUAAAUUCAACCCCUUCACUGGUUUUCAGAGCCCAACAUACAUCUUGAAGUCAAGAAAAGAUGUAUCUGUUGAUCAGAUCAAGGCUGUUCUUUCUGAAGGAUACACAGAGAAUAAGGAGGAAACCUAUGACAUAUAUCUUCUUCCACCGGGUGAAGAUCCAGAGUCGUGCCAAUCACAUUUGAGGAUGCGGAAUAAAGAUGGAAAGUACAGCCUCAUGUUUGAGGAAUGGGUCACGGAUACUCCUUUUGUCAUAUCCCCAAGGAUUACUUUUGAAGUGAGCGUUCGCUUACUUGGUGGGCUCAUGGCACUGGGAUACACAAUAGCCACCAUACUUAAAAGGAACAGCCAUGUAUUUGCUACCGAAAAGGUUUGUGUGAAAAUCGAUUGGCUUGAGCAGCUGAAUCGUCACUACAUGCAGGUGCAAGGUAAAGAUAGGCAACUUGUACAGAGCACUGCAGAGCAGCUAGGACUGGAAGGAUCAUUCAUUCCGCGCACCUAUAUUGAACAGAUCCAACUUGAAAAACUGAUAAAUGAAGUAAUGGCUCUACCAGAUGAUUUGAAGCACAAGCUUAGCUUAGAUGAGGAUUUGGUGUCUAGUUCAAGCCCAAAGGAAGCGCUCUUGAGAGCCUCUGCAGAUAGAGUAGCCAUGAGAAAUAAGAACCUCAAAAGAGGCAUGUCACACUCGUAUUCAACCCAAAGAGAUAAGAAUCUUUCCAAGCUUGCUGGUUAUUCUUCAAGCGAUAGGAGGUACGAAGAGAGAAACCAUGACUCUCCAGCCAACGAGGGGUUUAUGACUCAGCUUUCGGAACAAAUAUCAUCACUGAAUGAGAGAAUGGAUGAGUUCACAAACCGGAUCGAAGAGCUGAACUCAAAGCUGAGCUGCAACAAGAACUCUCCAACACAGCAGAGCAUGACAGUCCAAGCCGAAGUUUGCAAUGGCUCAGCUCCAACAUCGUAUUUCAUUUCUAGUCUAGACAAUGGCUGUUUGACGAAUUCCAUAAUGCCACAUUCAUCUUCAUCUUCCCAGUUAGCCAAGGAUUCCCCACUUAUGGAAGAGAUAUCAACCCUCUCACGUGGGCAGCGUCAAGUGAUGCAUCAACUGGAUAACCUGUGCACUCUGAUGAGAGAAAGCUCAUCAGCAGAAAGGUCACGGCUAGCAAGAACAGGAAGCAACAACAGAAGCCGAUCAAGCAAAAGCUUCUUCUUGUCAAAUGCGGAAUCUAGUAGCCUCCUCCCUCUCAAGUUAACAGCCUUGGCGGCUCUUUGCAGCGUAGGGAUUGUAGUGAUCAAGAGUUACAUUAACAAGCGGCAAUAACAUCAUUAACCCUUCUCUCUUUACUUUUUUUGGAUAUUUUUUUCUCACUGGAGGCGUUUUGUGAGCUUCUACGUAGACCGACCGAUGAAACCAUUUCUCAUCCCCUAAAUUAGAAGACAAUUCUCAUUUAAAUUUUAUUCAAUAAGAUUCAGUUAUUUUCUUCAA
Molecule: messenger RNA, 2451 nt
Organism: Brassica napus (rape)
Lineage: Eukaryota; Viridiplantae; Streptophyta; Magnoliopsida; Brassicales; Brassicaceae
Product: inorganic pyrophosphatase TTM2
Exons: 12
Coding region: 256-2286 (676 amino acids)
Cellular component (GO): cytoplasm
Molecular function (GO): ATP binding; kinase activity
Source: RefSeq, a predicted model, not a curated record